Molecule: messenger RNA, 663 nt
Organism: Drosophila persimilis
Lineage: Eukaryota; Metazoa; Arthropoda; Insecta; Diptera; Drosophilidae
Gene: COX5BL
Product: cytochrome c oxidase subunit 5B, mitochondrial
Exons: 2
Coding region: 49-504 (151 amino acids)
Biological process (GO): mitochondrial electron transport, cytochrome c to oxygen
Cellular component (GO): mitochondrial envelope
Source: RefSeq, a predicted model, not a curated record
AAAAUUAUUUUUGAGAUAUUCCGUGAGUAAAUUGCUAUUUUCGUCAGAAUGUCAUCGUAUUUGGCACGUCUGUUGAAGGCUCAGACCGCCUCCAAACGACUCGUCUCGCAAUUGGUGCAGCGCAAGGGAAAACUCAGUUCCCUGCUGCAGCGCGUGGGACUGAAGAAGUGGACGGAUACCGCCGCCGCACGAGCAAUCUCCACAACUCCAGUACUAAAGGCGGAAAUGGCCGAUGACAUGGAACUGGCCACCGGUAUCGCUAAGCGUGAGAUGCAGCUGAAGGAGCAGGGCUGCGGUGAUCCCUGGGGUCUAGGCAAGAUUCUAAAGCGGGGCUCUGGCAGGCUGAACGAUCCUACCGAGAUACCCUCGGCAUUUGAUGGUCGCCUCGUCGGCUGCCUGUGCCUGGACGACCGUUUCGCCAAGUGGAUGUGGCUAGAGGAGGGACCACCGAAGCGUUGCGAAUGCGGGCACUACUUUGUGCUGAAGAAAGUGCCACCCGUUUAGUGAGAAACAACCAACCACACAACACAUUCCAACGCACACUCUGAACACCGUCUGCUAUUCAGCGUACACAGGUCCUUUCUCCCAUUUAACUUUACACGGGUCCACGCACACACCGAGCAUUGUAAACCAUUGAUAAAACAUGAUAUUAUCAAAAACAAA